This is a messenger RNA of Alligator mississippiensis (American alligator), 1844 nucleotides long. Its product is annotated as acyl-CoA (8-3)-desaturase. Gene Ontology annotation, molecular function: oxidoreductase activity, acting on paired donors, with oxidation of a pair of donors resulting in the reduction of molecular oxygen to two molecules of water. Lineage: Eukaryota; Metazoa; Chordata; Crocodylia; Alligatoridae. Bases 86 to 1417 code for a protein of 443 amino acids. Gene Ontology annotation, biological process: lipid metabolic process. The record is from RefSeq and is a predicted model, not a curated record. Gene Ontology annotation, cellular component: membrane. The transcript has 12 exons.
UGUUAUGGGUUUAAAUAUGCAACAAGAGCAACAAAGAUAAAACUGGGGCGUAUGGUACCAAAGGCUGAGACCCGUUAAAACUGAGAUGGAAGAAACACAGACUUAUGUGACCUCCUCCCCACGACUGUUCACUUGGAAAGACGUUGGGCUCCACAUGGGCAAGGGACAUCCUCAACAAGAGCGGUGGCUAGUGAUCAACAGGAAGGUCUAUGACAUCAGCCAAUUCCAUCGGCAGCACCCAGGGGGUUCCCGAGUCAUUAGCCACUACGCGGGGCAGGAUGCUACGGAUGCCUUUGUAGCUUUCCAUCUUGACAAGGCACUGGUGAGAAAGUACAUGACGCCAUUGUUGAUUGGGGAGCUGGCACCGGAUCAACCCAGAAUUGAGCCCCACAAAAACAAAUUGCUGGUACAAGAUUUCCAAGAGCUACGUGCCACCAUCGAGAGGAUGGGACUUCUGAAAGCCAGUGGCCUUUUCUUCUUCCUGUAUUUUCUGCACAUUCUGCUACUUGAAGCUGUCAGCUGGAUCAUCCUUUGGUACUUUGGAGUGUCCCCAGUGCCUUUCUUCAUCUCAGCAGUGCUGAUAGCAACUGCCAUGGUCCAAAAUGGUUUUCUGCAGCAUGAUUUGGGGCAUCUCUCAGUUUUCAGCAAGCCUAAAUGGAACCAUUUGGGUAGCCACUUUGUGAUGGGCUUUCUGCAGGGGGGAUCAGCCAGCUGGUGGAAACAUCUGCACAACCAGCAUCACGCUAAGCCAAACUGCUUCCACAAGGACCCUGAUCUCAAUAUGCAUCCCCUCUUGUUUGCCUUGGGAAAGAAGCUCUCUGUGGAGCUUGGGAGGAAGAAGAAAAAAUACAUGCCUUAUAACCACCAGCACAAGUACUACUUCAUCACAAUGCCUCCAUUCCUGAUUCCUGUCUAUGUCGCAUUCCAUACUGUGUUCAAGGCAAUCCAGAGAAAACAGUGCGUGGACCUCGCCUUUUCGCUGAGCUUUGUCAUCCGAUUCAUUCUCAUGUACAAGCCCUUACUGGGGGUGAUGGGUCUCCUUAUGUUUCAUGAGCUGGUCAGAGUCCUGCAGAGUACCUGGUUUACUUGGGUCUCACAAAUGAACCACAUCCCCAUGAACAUUGAUUACGAUAAGAACAUGGACUGGUUCACUACCCAGCUCCAGGGAACAUGCAAUGUGCAUCCAUCCCCAUUCAAUGACUGGUUCACUGGACACCUGAACUUCCAAAUUGAGCAUCACCUUUUCCCUACAAUGCCUAGACACAAUUACUGGAAGGUGGCUCCCUUGGUGAAGUCCCUAUGUACUAAACAUGGCAUCGAGUACCAGUGCAAGUCCCUGAUCACUGCCUUUGCAGACAUUGUGCGCUCUCUGAAGGAGUCAGGGGAGCUGUGGCUAGAUGCCUACCUGCAUAAAUAACAGUAGUAUCAUGUAAGGGAACUUCAUAUAAAGGAGCUGCUAGAAACAAAAGGAAUCCAGUCCUGUUAGCUACCACCACAGUACAAACCAAAUGUCUUGACUAGUGGAACAGGUUUGCUGAAGAAGUUUGGUCCCAGGAAUACAAGUUGUCUUUUUUUAAGUAUAUUUUCCUUCCCAUGCUUGUACCUUUUAUUUUCUUUCCAGCUCAGCAAUCAGGGCUGUCUUCUUCUUCUCCAUUUGUACAGCACCUGGUACAAAGGCAUACUGCUGUCUGAAUGGGAUUCUGGGGAUGCUGUAGGAAUCAAGAUAAUACUAAUGGGCAAAAAGACACCAUUGUGUGUCUUUGUACACAUUUGUGCAGCAGUAAAGUAGACGUCAGAUGUCUACUGACGUCUACUAUGGAGAAGGGGUUUGGGGCCUGGACAGG